Messenger RNA from Hydractinia symbiolongicarpus, 3008 nucleotides. Its product is annotated as D(2) dopamine receptor A-like. Lineage: Eukaryota; Metazoa; Cnidaria; Hydrozoa; Anthoathecata; Hydractiniidae. Gene Ontology annotation, cellular component: membrane; dendrite. Gene Ontology annotation, biological process: G protein-coupled receptor signaling pathway, coupled to cyclic nucleotide second messenger; chemical synaptic transmission. The coding region runs from base 1426 to 2763 and encodes 445 amino acids. Gene Ontology annotation, molecular function: neurotransmitter receptor activity; G protein-coupled serotonin receptor activity. The record is from RefSeq and is a predicted model, not a curated record. The transcript has 2 exons.
GUCUGUUAUACUAUUUUAUGGAUGAAGGAGAAAACAUUCACAGUAUAUUGCGUCAAGGUUUCUUCUUCUGCUAAAGCUGGCUUCUUAGAAUUUGCGGUCGAUUUCACUAUACUCUAAUACCCAAAAUCAGGCUUUUGAAGUUAAACCAAUACAAGAAAAACCUAUUUGUAGGGCAAUGCUUCCUUGAGGUCCCAUUGAUGUCUGCUUAUUGUAAGGGAGGAGUCGAGUCUAUACCGUAUUUACUUUCACUUGCGAUAUCUCAUUCAUAAUGGUAACCAAUAAGUAUUUAGUAUCGUGUGAAAGUAAUACUGAUCACUUAAACAAUCAAUAAAUUACUUAGGAAAUAUCUGCUGACUCAGUUUGUUUUUAUAUUGACUUAUCUCUGUCUGGCGCUUUAGCUUAGACAAUUUCACUUCGUGAUAUAAUUUUACGCAACCAAUUAUACAAUUCUUUAUAAGUUUAAGAGAGUUCAAACGCCGACUGACGUCUUAAUAAGCCGACAAAUUGUUUUCGUUUAAGCUCAGUAAACAAAUAUUAUCCACUUAGGUAAAAACAGAUCAAACAGAUGGGAAAGUAACGCCGUCUAACGUAGACAUCAAUUUUCUGAUAAGAUGUAAGUUGUUUUACGCAUGCGCAAUAAAACGCCUUUUUCCAAGCAACAUGGGAAGGAUGUUGUAUGGUUUAUAUCCAUUAAAAAUGUUAAACAAUUAAUUCAUCAGCGGUAAAAAGAUUGCGUAGGUCGAAAAAUUUUAAAUUCGUCCAAAAGAAAAAAAAGUUGUAAUUCAAAGGUCGGACAAGUUUCUUCGUGAAGAAGCAUUUGCAGCAUUGUAGUAAAAAAUAAAGCAAAUAAAACAAUAAGUAACCGCCAUAUGGGCGCUGAAGGAAUGUGCAAGCUCUAAUCAGCGCCUUUACAGCAAGUCUGAAAAAUAUAAAAUUCCGUGAAGUAUAGGUAGAAUUUUCAUAAUUUUCCAAAAUAUUUUUCUUCUGCUGUUCAUGCGGUGCUUGUAUUGAUUGAUUUGUUUCAGUCAUUCCACAUUUUUCUCAUGCUAUUGUAAUACCUCCCAUUUUCUUAUGACAUCAUUGCUCAAAAGUUAAUAAUGUAGAUACCAGGCCCUUUUUUAUUUUUAAUAGAUAACUCAGUAAAAAAAAAAUGGUAAGAAAGUUUUUAAUGAUUUAAUGACUUGCUUGUUUGUCCGUUUGUGAAGAAAAGUUUGUGUCUUUGGGAACAGGAAACUUGAAAUUCAAGUAAUCAACAAAAUCCAUUGUUUGAAACAUCAUAAUCCUAAAUACCCGUUCAAGAAUUAAACAGAGUACCUAAUUACAAGGUUAAUGAGGUUAUUAACAAAUAAUGUGGCAAUCAAAAUCUGAAUACAGACCGUCUUUUAAGAGACCACCUUUGGAAGAAAAAACACAUUUGCCAGACAGAUGUUACACACACACCUAAGAUUCAAAAUGGAGAACGACACAUAUUGGUUUGAAGAAGAAUACUUUGAGAUGGAUUAUGUGAUCACGAAAGGAAAAAUCGUUUCAUCGUUCUUCCUCGUGGUGCUGAUUAUAACAACUUUCAUUGGAAACGCACUGGUCUGCAUUGCAUUUUGUCAGUUUCGCCGCUUGAGAAUCAUUACAAACUAUUUUGUAUUCUCACUAGCGGUGAGUGAUCUACUUGUGGCCACAAUAUCGAUGCCCUUGUUCUUAGCUUACGAAUUAACGGGUUGGGCAAGUUUACCGGCUUGGAUCGAUUUGUUCAAACUCUAUCAAUUUAUUGAUGUGAUUGAUAUUAUCUGUUGCGUUUCAUCCAUCGCCAAUCUCACUGCUAUAAGUAUCGACAGGUAUUUUGGAAUUGUCAUGCCGUUAAGACACAAAACUUUAAUGACUGAGACUAUUGCGGUGACGUCCAUUCUUGCCGUCUGGUUUUACAGCAUCGUCGUGGCUGUCGUAAAACUUAUUCCUAACUUCAGACACUAUAUUAUAUUUAACUUUAUGUUUGGUUUCGCGUUGCCUUUAUUCUUGAUAAGUGCCGCUUAUAUUGUCAUAUUUAUCACAAUAAAGGAGCAUUCUAAACGCAAAUUGAGCAAUGCGUUAUCGCAAGAGUGGAUGCUGGCAAGAACAAUUUUAAUCGUUAUUUCGUUAUUUGUUGUGUGUUGGACGCCAUUUUACGUAAUUCAAAUUUUAUAUCAAUAUUGUCUCAACUGUGAAUUUUUCCACUCACGUGGUUUUGAUCACGUGCAUAGCGUAGUCAAGUUGUUGCAGUAUUUCAACAGCUGUUGUAAUCCAUUUGUCUACGGUUACUUUAACGUCAAUUUUAAGCAAGCCUUCAAAUCAAUUCUAUUUAAAUGUAUUAGCAAAAAAGAAGUUCGCGAUAUCAACGCAAAUGCUCCAGAAGCGUCAUUAGCUACUGCUAUGUCAUCUAUCAUGCGAUAUCGCUCUCACAGUGGCGUCACAAAUGCGCUAAGUGAUGUUGAUUGUUAUGGCAACGCUAAACCGAUCGCUAACGAUAUCAAUGGGAGACGCAUCUCUGAUGUCUCAAGUACUAGAAAUGCUGCAAAGCCUCCAGUCAUUCUUAAUCUCCUUCAACCCACAUUUAAUCUUGUUCAAAAUAUCACAUCAGGAAGUUCGCCCACGAUAGAUUCUGGGCUGAUGGAUAUGGGUAGCUUGGAUGGGAUUGAUGGCUAUUUUAAUGAGGAUACGAUUUUGACAUCUUUCAAUUGCUCUCCUCAGGAGAUUGACAGCUUACUAGCAGAUGCAAAAGAAUCCAAUUUGUAAACUUGUUGUCCUGACGUCAAGUCUGUGUUGACGAUUGUCAAUAUGAACAUUAUAAAUAUGCGUUGAUUGGGAAAAAAAUCCAGUUUUAAUAAUAUGUGUUUAUAUAGAAUAUAUUCAUUCUUUUUUUGAGGUUGUAUAAUUAAAAUAUAAACGAAGUAUUAAAUACAGGUGCUAUUUAAAAAAUGUGCAGAGUCAACAUAAUUUGCUUUUAAUUUCACCAUUAUUUUUAACAUGACAUAUCUCCU